AGUCGCCAUGGAGGCCCCGGCAGUCCGGCAGCAGCAGCAGCAGCAGCCUGCGGCCAAAAACAGGAAUCUGCCCUGGGUGGAAAAGUACCGGCCGCAGACGCUGGACGAGCUCAUCUCACACCAGGACAUCCUCAGCACCAUCCAGAAGUUCAUCAGUGAAGACCGGCUGCCCCACCUGCUCCUCUAUGGCCCCCCCGGAACAGGCAAGACGUCCACCAUCCUGGCCUGUGCCCGGCAACUCUACAAGGACAAAGAGUUUAACUCAAUGGUCCUGGAGCUGAACGCUUCUGAUGACCGUGGGAUCGACAUUGUGCGAGGACCCAUCCUGAGCUUCGCCAGCACAAGGACAAUCUUUAAGAAGGGCUUCAAACUCGUGAUCCUGGACGAGGCGGACGCCAUGACCCAGGACGCCCAGAACGCCCUGAGGAGAGUGAUCGAGAAGUUCACAGAGAACACGCGCUUCUGCCUCAUCUGCAACUACCUGUCCAAGAUCAUCCCCGCCCUGCAGUCGCGCUGCACCCGCUUCCGCUUCGGCCCGCUCACGCCGGAGCUCAUGGUGCCUCGGCUGGAGCACGUCAUCGCCGAGGAGAAGGUGGACAUCAGCGAGGACGGCAUGAAGGCUCUGGUCACCCUCUCCAGCGGCGACAUGCGCCGAGCCCUGAACAUCCUGCAGAGCACCAACAUGGCUUUUGGGAAGGUGACGGAGGAGACGGCGUACACGUGCACGGGGCACCCCCUCAAGGCCGACAUCGCCAACAUCCUGGACUGGAUGCUCAACCAGGACUUCACCAGCGCCUACAGGAACAUCACAGAACUGAAGACGCUGAAGGGCCUGGCGCUGCACGACAUCCUGACCGAGAUCCACCUCUUUGUGCACCGAGUUGACUUCCCACCUCCAGUUCGAAUACAUUUGCUGAUGAAAAUGGCAGACAUUGAACACAGGCUUGCUGUUGGCACGAAUGAGAAGAUUCAGCUGAGUUCCCUCAUUGCCGCCUUCCAAGUCACCAGAGAUUUAAUUGUAGCAGAAGCCUGAGCAAGAGCAACUUGCAAGCCCCCAGCCAUGAUUAGAAAGCAAAGGACUCUGACUCUGGCCUCUUGGGAUCUUGGGGUGAAGCAAGGCCCCCAGGGUUGGGAAAGGACAAGUGCUGGAGAUGUGAACUUUCCCACUGGGCAGUGAGGAACUCGGAGGACAUUUAGAGCUUACGUUUGCUGCACUGUUUGGAGUGGGAAUAUAAAAAAAUGGGUUGUCCUGUGUUUAGUGAAGGCCUUUUUGCCCUCCUGCUGCCCCGAUCAAGGGAGUCCCCGCAUGUGCCCCAUCUGGAACUGUCCUAGAGAAUGUUUCUGUCUCGAGUGUAAUCUGUGAUACCUUUUUCUACUUAUUGAAUUUAUAGCUGAAAAUAAAUUUUGUGCUUUUA
Messenger RNA from Gracilinanus agilis (Agile Gracile Mouse Opossum), 1415 nucleotides. RefSeq names its product replication factor C subunit 5 (gene RFC5). Gene Ontology annotation, molecular function: DNA binding; ATP hydrolysis activity; ATP binding. Gene Ontology annotation, cellular component: DNA replication factor C complex; nucleus. The record is from RefSeq and is a predicted model, not a curated record. Gene Ontology annotation, biological process: DNA-templated DNA replication; DNA repair. Lineage: Eukaryota; Metazoa; Chordata; Mammalia; Didelphimorphia; Didelphidae. The coding region runs from base 8 to 1033 and encodes 341 amino acids. The transcript has 11 exons.